UUUCUCUUUCUGUAGUAAGUAUAGUUCAAAAAGGAGGGAAACUAAACCCCAAACGCCAAAACCCUAAAAUAACUCCCUCUCCUUUCUUAUUUGUAUAGUUUUUAUUGUCUAGAUGGACUAACAUCUCUUCUUUACUUAAUUUUUCAUUUCUUGUCCUUCCUUGCUCUUUUCACUUUCUCAAUAAGCGUUUUAUUGGUUGGUUCUUGUUACUGGGUUUCAACUUCCACACCUUUCUAUGGCUAGGCUUAUUCGAAACGCUUCUUUGCUUAAACGUGCUCUCUUAGCACCGCAGGAUUUGCAGGGACUUAAGGGAGGAAUGUUGGGAGUUUCUUCUCAGUUUUGUAACUAUUCCUCUAAAGGUAAGAAGAAAUCCAAGUCAGAUGGAAGUGACUCCAGUGAAGAGAAUCUGUCGAAGAAAGAGCUUGCCUUACAGCAAGCUUUGGAUCAGAUUACUAGUUCAUUUGGGAAAGGAUCAAUUAUGUGGCUUGGUCGGUCUGUAUCUUCUAGACAUGUUCCAGUGGUGUCCACGGGUUCUUUUGCAUUGGAUUUAGCACUAGGAACUGGCGGGCUCCCAAAGGGACGUGUUGUGGAGAUUUAUGGUCCAGAGGCUUCUGGAAAAACAACUCUUGCACUACAUGUAAUUGCUGAGGCACAAAAACAAGGAGGUUAUUGUGUUUUUAUUGAUGCUGAGCAUGCUCUUGAUUCAUCAUUAGCUGAGGCUAUUGGAGUAAACACACAGAAUUUGCUUCUUUCACAACCUGAUUGUGGUGAACAAGCUCUGAGUCUUGUGGAUACCCUGAUCCGAAGUGGUUCUGUUGAUGUAGUUGUUGUUGACAGUGUGGCAGCUUUAGUGCCUAAAGGUGAACUUGAUGGUGAGAUGGGUGAUGCUCACAUGGCAAUGCAAGCUAGAUUGAUGAGUCAGGCACUUCGGAAAUUGAGCCAUUCUUUAUCAUUAUCACAGACCAUAUUAAUUUUUAUAAAUCAGGUGAGGGCAAAGCUCUCUACUUUUGGAGGCUUUGGUGGGCCCACUGAAGUUACAUGUGGUGGUAAUGCCUUGAAGUUUUAUGCUUCAGUUCGCUUAAAUAUUAAGAGAAUAGGGCUUGUCAAGAAGGGUGAAGAGACUGUUGGAAGUCAAGUACAGGUAAAGAUUAUUAAGAACAAACUUGCCCCUCCAUUUAAAACUGCCCAGUUUGAGCUGGAGUUUGGCAAGGGGAUAUGCCGAGAAGCAGAGAUCAUUGACUUGGCUCUAAAACAUAAAUUCAUAACCAAGUCUGGUUCAUUCUUUGGUCUUAAUGGUCAGAGUUUUCAUGGUAAGGAUGCCUUUAAAAGGUUUCUGUCUCAGAAUGAUAGUGUGAGGGAAGAACUUGUGACAAAGCUCAAAGAGAAGCUUCAAAUUUCUGACAAGGAACCAGAGGCUGGGGCUACUGAAGAUAUAGUUACACCUGAUAGUACUGAUGAGGAAGCAGUAACUGCAGUUGAAGCUUAGGGGUACAAAUGUCUUAACAUGGAAGCUCUCCUCCUCAUUUCUUGGGUGGGGUUCAUUAUUCUAUGGGAUCUGCAGUUGCCUCCUGAUUCAUUAGUUGCAUGUGGGAGUUUUGAAUUUCAGAGAUGAGACAGUGAAGGCCUUUUGCUCAUAACUGCAUGCUAUCCUGCUUAUGAUGAAUUGCUUAAGUUUGCGACUGAUAGUCUUUGUAAGUUGGAUGUGUCAGUGUUAUAUAUACCAGGUCAUUUAGUGAAUGAAAGUUUUGUGGGCCAGGAGCGACUUGGGAGAAAGCAGGCAAUUGUCCAAAUUUUCAAGAGUCAUCUUCAUUACUAAUUGUUAAAUGUUAGCUACAUUUUGUAUGUUGUGAAAUAGUAAUGGAAAUUGCAAGUCAUAAAAACAAUCUUAUUCCUUUUGUAUUUUCCCGUGCUGAUGGCAUUCUUUCUUGUCAUUGCAUUCUACAGCAAUUUCGUUGAAUUAUUAUACGCAUAUGAACAACGACCGUGUAAGAGUAACAGAG
This is a messenger RNA of Pistacia vera, 2000 nucleotides long. RefSeq names its product DNA repair protein recA homolog 3, mitochondrial. The record is from RefSeq and is a predicted model, not a curated record. NCBI's taxonomy places the organism in Eukaryota, Viridiplantae, Streptophyta, Magnoliopsida, Sapindales, Anacardiaceae. Gene Ontology annotation, biological process: DNA repair. Bases 236 to 1486 code for a protein of 416 amino acids. Gene Ontology annotation, molecular function: ATP-dependent DNA damage sensor activity; ATP hydrolysis activity; ATP binding. The transcript has 8 exons.